Messenger RNA from Lobosporangium transversale, 1597 nucleotides. Its product is annotated as plasma-membrane choline transporter-domain-containing protein. Gene Ontology annotation, biological process: transmembrane transport. The transcript is spliced from 9 exons. The record is from RefSeq and is a predicted model, not a curated record. Gene Ontology annotation, molecular function: transmembrane transporter activity. Lineage: Eukaryota; Fungi; Mortierellomycota; Mortierellomycetes; Mortierellales; Mortierellaceae. Gene Ontology annotation, cellular component: plasma membrane. Bases 361 to 1536 code for a protein of 391 amino acids.
UAUGCACCUCCAAAUCACACAUAUAAUUCACAACAGCAGCCAUAUUAUAACCCCAAUCUACAGCAGCAAGGAUGGGCCCAAAACCAGUAUCCUCAGCAGCAAUACUUUGGUGCGCCGCCAGGACCCACACAAGGACAACCCAUCACUGGAGUCUUUAAUCCUCGCCCACGCUUCAAUGACUGCUGGGCAUUCCUCUUGUUCAUUGCACAACUGGCUGCAUUUGUAGUUCUAUCCUAUUUCGCCAUACAUCAGAUCGACAGCGAUCGCAAUUUCGACGACAGUGGAUAUUAUCAACAACCAGGAUAUAGAGCGCCCUCAAGUGGUGCAUCUGGGUUUUUUUCCAAAUCAGGACUGAUCACAAUGCUCAUCUCUAUUCUCACAGGGCUAGUUUUUGCCGUGCUAUACUUCAUGCUCACACAAGCUUACCCUCGACAGGUGAUCAAGGUCACGUUUGCCUUGAGCAUCAUCGUAUAUCUCGCAAUUGCGAUCUAUUACUUUUACCGUCGCCAAUGGAUGCCGGCCAUAUUUGGACUGAUCUUUGGUCUUCUGUAUGCAUCCAUGUGGUUCUUUUGGCAGAGCCGCAUACCCUUUGCAACCGAGAUGUUGAAAGCAGUGACAUCGAUCUCUCGAAGCUAUCCAGCCACGUUUGCAAUAGCUUUCUUGGGACUCUUUGUUCAAACAGCCUACUCUGUCUAUUUCAUCACAGUUAUUACGGGAUGCUAUGAAAUGUACUAUGAUCGGAACACGAGGAGUACGCCAGGGAAACUCAAAGUCUUGAUUGUCUUCUGCUUCCUCUCAUUUUAUUGGACAUCCCAGGUCAUCAAGAAUAUAGUCCACGUAACUAUUGCUGGUGUCUACGCCACAUAUUACUUCCUGAUGGGCUCACCUCAAGGCAUGACCAAAUCGCCCACUUGGGAGAGUUUCAAGCGCGCAUGUACAACGUCGAUUGGAAGUAUUUGCUUUGGAUCAUUGAUCAUUGCUGUCAUUCAGACUUUGAGAGCUCUAGCUCAAAUGCUUCGUGGCGAUGGAGACAACGGCCUUUUAAUAUUCCUUGCCUGCAUUAUAGAUUGCAUCCUUGGAUGUCUUCAAGGACUCCUCGAGUACGUUAACAAGUACGCGUUCUGUCAAGUCGCCAUCUAUGGUAAACCGUUCAUCCCUGCUGCCAGGGAUACAUGGGAUAUUCUACGAGACAGGGGUGUUGUUCAGAUUAUCAAUGAUAACCUCGUCGGAAAUGUAUGGGCAAUGGGAGCUAUCACGUCUGGACUUUUAUCGGGACUUGCAAGCUACCUCUAUCUCUGGUGGGCAAAGCCAUCAUUCAAUUCUAAUGGAGAUUUUACCUACGUGAUUGUGACAAUGGCGUUUGUAAUGGGAUUGCAGAUGGUAUUUACAGUUGGAUCAGUCAUCGACAGUGGUGUGUCUACCACGUUUGUUUGUCUUGCAGAAGAUCCAGCGGCGUUGGCAAGGACGAAGCCCGAGUUGUUCGAGAGUAUCCGCGCCACUUGGCCUGCGGUCGUUCAGGGGGUCCAUUACUCUUAAACAAUGCUUUCAAGGACUUGUUAGUCUAUCAUCUAUGGUCCAAUAAACAAGUAUAAAGCUG